Molecule: messenger RNA, 1327 nt
Organism: Lentinula edodes (shiitake mushroom)
Lineage: Eukaryota; Fungi; Basidiomycota; Agaricomycetes; Agaricales; Omphalotaceae
Exons: 3
Coding region: 289-834 (181 amino acids)
Source: RefSeq, a predicted model, not a curated record
AGGAAAUUUUGCUUGGGCGCUUGAGGUUAUGGUUCAAUGAUUAUGUGUUGCGCGUUUAUUUAUGUAGAUCUGGACAGUCCGCGUUUCCAAAAAGUAUUUACAAUCAGUUACACAUGCUAUCUCCCGCCUCAUCUGUGUAUCUCUCUCUCUCUCCUCCCAUACUGCUGGUCAGUUACCCGAACCUCCCGACGCUCUCCUGUUGUCUUUUGCGGGCUCAAAGAACCAGCGACCUAUUCAUAUAUCAUUCCGCCUCUUUCAUAAUCCACCUCGCAAAACUUUUUGACCGCGAUGCGCUGCAAUGUCGUCUGGGCCUACCUUGCCUUGUCCCUAUGUUUUGUCUCUGUCGUAUAUGCAGCACCUCAUUUCAACGCCCGCGCGAGUUCUGACGAAGCGUCUGGCUCGCGACUCCCCAAAAGGACACAUUCUAAUGCUGACAUCCAGUCUAAAAGCCCAGAGGUCCAUAUUUCGUUCAUUGUCAAGGGGGCUUUGAGGGGUGUUCUGAACAACAGACAGACACUCAAUCAAUAUGAUCAGGGUCGUAUCGAAAUGCUGAUCAAACGGGCGGCCAUGAAGAAAUGGGGAUGGACAGAGGAUAAGAUCGGAAAUCUGAAGUUCAACUAUCCUGACGACCGUAUCCACUUCAAUGGUCCUCUCAUUUUCAGAUUCCUUUUCAAGGGUCCUUUUUUGGAUUGCGAGCUAGAAAACUGCCUGGGUGAAGCCACGUUUCCUGGCUCCUCAGCAGAGGGACAACCUACGGUAUCUGGAUCCAUUUAUUCAAUGACUCAAAAUGGCAAACAAAAAGAUCAGAAAAUUUACGAUUCUUACUCUGAUUGACAAUCAGGCCAGUGUCGUUCAUUUCGAAUGUAUGUAUCGUUGCGAUGGUCUGGCAUAUUUUAGAAGAUCAAUGGAGGGGCAGUAUGGAUGCCUUAGAAAGCGGCGAUAUACUUCUGGUGUAUCUGAACAGGGUCCGACUUCGAGUAGUUUGAUCUAUAUACAUGGGCUUAUGAAGUCAGAAAAGGAUAGAGAGAGAGUACAACAGCCUUAGAAAAUGCCGGUGAGCAGGGAUAAGUCUUGCGGCGAAAAAGAAGCUUCUCUAUAUAUCUCACCUUGCUUGCAAUGGUCAUUGAGCAUCCAUACCUCAAGUGCCUUUGCAAAAUUUCCUUUUAAAGUUGUCUCUGUCUGUUCUGACGGCGGCGCAGGGUCACAUUUAUGCCUUAUGGGACAAAAGGGAUCCGGAUGCAGCCCUUUUACUCAUCUAACAGUGACUCCGACUCCAACCCUGCACUUUACCUGUCCCAAAACAGCCUUGAACAGCACUGAACAGCAU